Molecule: messenger RNA, 528 nt
Organism: Fimicolochytrium jonesii
Lineage: Eukaryota; Fungi; Chytridiomycota; Chytridiomycetes; Spizellomycetales; Powellomycetaceae
Exons: 1
Coding region: 1-528 (175 amino acids)
Molecular function (GO): DNA binding
Source: RefSeq, a predicted model, not a curated record
AUGGAAAACGAGAUAUCCACCCAGCAGUCCCGCGAUGGCUCCGUGCCUACGUCGCCCAACCCAGAGAUCAAGAAAAGCUGGGUGUGGAAGUAUUUCUUGCACGAUCCCGCCGGCUCCAACACCGUCACUUGUCAAGUUGCAGGUGUAUCUGGUCGCGUUUGCGGCGCAAAGUUUGCCUAUACUCACAAGCACGGUACCUCCGGUCUUGCCCGUCACUUGACCUCAAAGUAUCGCCUUACGAGCAGCGGUACCAGUCAGCCUGGGUCGAUCACUGGUUACCUCACCAAACCCCGCCCUCCGUUGUCCCUCACCCGUGACACUCUGAAGUCUGCUAUGGUGCAGCUGGUUGCCCGACGAGCCCUGCCAUACGCUGUUGUCGAGUAUCCCGAGUUCCGCCAUCUUUUGAUGCUUUGUAAUCCAGAGGUAGCGACAAUGUGGACUGGUGCUGACGCCAUCCAUGGAGCCACGUUGAACACGUUUCUUGAAGGUAUUAUAUUCUGGUUCCACGCACAGAGAGACCUGAUCUAA